CAUCGCUUCAUAUAUCUCAGAGCCCAAGAGUCCGGCCUCCUGCAAUCAUCAGUCAAAACAAGUCGUGAUAGAAAAGUUCAGUCUCGGCCGAGGGUGCAAGGGUACAAACACCUGUUGGACAUACACCGGACCAGCCAUGGAACCCUCCAUGGAUAUGACCGUGGAUUCUAAUGUGUCCCCGACGGAGAUGGAGGAAACGCUACAGCAGCUGUUCGACGUCGUGAACAGGCUCGAGGAGGGGCCUGGGAACGUCCCCCUUUUGAAGAAGAAUGUAGCCCUGGCAAAGAAGGUUCAGAUGACGCAAGAAGCUGCUGGGGGCCUUGAGAUCUUGGCCAACACCGUUGGAUGCCCGAUAUCUAUCUGGUUGGAGAUUCUGACCAAUAUAGAACAAGAGGUAGCGAACAUCUCGGCAGGGCGGGCGUUGGAGAUCGCAUCGCUGUUCCGCAACGCUCUUUCGGAUUAUGCAUCGACCGAAGUUGCUGCCCGUAUUGGCGCGAUACUGUCCACUCUACAUGCUGUCGUACUGUCAGAGCAACAGGUAGACCACCCUAUGGACGGUAAUGGUGUCUCGACCACCGCUCUGUUGGAUGAAGAAACAGCAAGAGAGCUAUGGAAGGCUAUUAUUUCCGUUUCUGAACGUGUCAUGUCCGAGGACUUCGGCCUUUGGGAAGCUUAUAUCGGCUGGGAGGAAGCAACCGCGCUUGCCAAGACAGGAGAGGACAGGGAUACUGCUCUCAAGGCACUCAAAGGCAGAUAUAUCGCUCAUCUAGCUGUACCUCACAGUCGUCUAACGGAGACAGCCGAGCGAUACUCCACUUUCAACACCACCCACUUCCUGGAAGAGUACGAGCCAAACAUGAUCAAAGCCUCAAACAUGUCUGCAAAAUCUCUGGCUAAAUAUCAAGCACGAGAGACCUGGGAAGACGGCUGGCAGACCUUGGCGAAAGAAGUCGCCGAGUCGACAAUGGUCGAGCCGACGUCCUUGUUGGAUCGUCGUUUGGCGUAUCUCUCGGCAUGGCUCGAAAUGGAGCUGAGCCUGCCGGAGCAAGGAACGAAGAACAAGGGAAAAGGCAAGGGGCGAGAAACGGAUUCGCCUAAACUGGAGCCUUUCUACGUGAUCAUGGUUUUCGAGCGAAUGCUCAGCGUUGCGAGCUUUAGGACCGAGAGAACGAGUAAAGUCAACGAGUCUCUAAUCUGGCUGAAAUAUUACCGCUUCAUGUACGCCACCAACGGGAUCGCCAAGGCGGAGGCGGCCAGGAUCCUGACAAGGGCCGCUCGAUGCUGUCCUGAGAGCGGGGAGAUUUGGGCUACCCUUCUUCGCCAUCAGGAAGCCAUAUCCAAGGAUAUCACAGAGAUGAAUAGCACAUAUCAACGGGCCCAUUCACUGGGCUUGCUAACACAGGGCGUUCACGGCCCCUUGAGUGUGGGAGAGGUCCAUCCUGUAGAAGAACUAGUCACGCUCGAAUUGGCUUGGUGUGGCUUGACCCGCAGGAUGGCGGAGGCAAUGGCAUUCUCCGAUGCAGACGAGCGCGCCAACCAAUUCGAUCUCGUCGAAGUCACAAUACGGGAAAGCAUGCAGAAAGUACGAUCAACGUACACCAAGAGCGAUUCUGGCUCGAGGCUGGAAUUAUACCUUAUCAGCUGGUUGGAGAAACGAGGGCAGAUAGCGGAGGCCGUGCAAAUCUGGGAGCACGUGUGUAAAGUCCGGCCGAAAGACUAUCAAGCUUGGACUGGUCAGGUUGAAUUUCUGAUUCGGCACGAGCAUAUUCCCCAGGCUAGAACGGCCUUGAAAAUCGCCGCCAAUCGCCAAGGCAUGGACUGGCCUCAGGCCAUAUGGAGCCGCUGGAUAUCGUUCGAGGAGACUCAUGGUUCGAUAGAGCAGGUGGUCGCUGCUCACUCCAAGGUCGCCUCGCUAUCAGACGCCCUUGCACGUCAAAUGGCGGAACAAUCUGCGGCACAUAACCCAGAGCCCAUCAAACCGCAACCAGACCAAUCGACAAUUCUUGAAACUGAGGAUGCUCGCACUGCUCCAGCAACAAAGCGCAAGGCCGAGGUUGCCAGUCUCGAUGACACAACCAACGAAUCCACAAAAAGAGUCAAGCAAGAUCAGACCGACAUUGAAAAAGUGGAAUCUGCACCCGCACGGGAUCGCGAAUUUGCCACGGUCUUGAUAUCUGAUCUACCGGAAGAUGUUACCGAAGAUAUGAUUCGACAACGCUUCAACGACUGCGGAGAGGUUAGAGAAGUCGUCGUCACCACGAAAGGAACAUCUACGACUGCGUCGGUGGAAUUCAUUGAUAGGGAAAGUGUUCCGGCAGCUCUGACCAAAGACAAGAAGAAGAUCGGAGACGCUCAAGUUCAUGUGUACCAAGCUGGGCAGACGACCUUGUUCGUGACGAACUUUCCCGAACAGAUGGACGACGAUGCUAUACGGCAGCUGUUUUCGAAGUAUGGCGAGAUGCUUGACCCCCGUUGGCCGAGUAGAAAAUACAAGGAUUCUCGUCGAUUUUGCUAUGUUCAGUUUCUUACUACUGCAUCCGCCCAUGCGGCUUGCGAAUUGAAUGGCCAGGAGCUGGAGCCGGGACUCGCAUUGUCCGUCCUCAUUUCCGAUCCGGAAAAGAAGAAGCAGAGGAGCGACGCGAACUCGGACCAGCGCGAGGUAUAUAUCACAGGGCUAUCCAGAUUCGUUGCUGAAAAGGACCUUAGACGACUCUUUGGGGAUUUCGGCGAAAUCAAACGCGUGAAUCUCGCGACAGACGACGAAGGACAUUGCAAAGGCUUUGCCUUCCUGGAGUAUACCGACGAGGCUGCCGUUGAAUCGGCGUUGUCACUGGACGGCACUCAACUGAAGAAGCGCGUCAUGAAGGUCAAGCGGAUCGACCCUUCAGCAAAGUCCAGCAAGCAGGCUGGCGAAAAGCAACCCGUCAAGCAGCAGCGAGAAACUGACGAAGUGUCGCGCAGCAUCAAACUGACAGGUUUGGCUUCGCGGACUCAGGAAGGGCUCUUGCAACAGGCUUUGGAGAAGGUUGCCAAAGUGAAAAGGGUCGAAGUCUUUGCUGAUUCGGCCGAGGCUGUUGUAGAAUUCGCCUCCGCCGCCGACGUUGGCACUUUUCUCCUACGCGGCACCGAAUUCGAUUUUGCAGGCAACAGCUUGGCCGUUGCACCCUUGGGUAGAUCUUCAGAAGUGCCCAAGGCUGCGAGCAGACCGGUUCCCGCCUCUGACAAUUCUACAUCGGCAAGUAGACAGGCCAUGCCGCUGAAACCGCGACCGCCAAAGGCGGGCAACCGAAAGAGAGUCUUGGCUAUCCCUCAGGCCAAGCCAGCCUCGACCGGGUCACCGUCAACAUCUAUUCAACCUGAGCAGGUCGGUCAUAACGCACGAGAUGGAAUGAAGGGACAGGAUCAUUUCAGAGACCUGCUUGCGGGAAAGCCUGUAUAAUGUAUUUUCCGCGCUUCACGGCCAACUAAAUGCGAUCGAUCACAAGGAAACGACUAUCAUUUGAGAUA
This is a messenger RNA of Filobasidium floriforme, 3507 nucleotides long. RefSeq lists its product as uncharacterized. The record is from RefSeq and is a predicted model, not a curated record. Gene Ontology annotation, cellular component: ribonucleoprotein complex. Gene Ontology annotation, biological process: RNA processing. The transcript has 21 exons. Lineage: Eukaryota; Fungi; Basidiomycota; Tremellomycetes; Filobasidiales; Filobasidiaceae. Gene Ontology annotation, molecular function: RNA binding; protein binding. The coding region runs from base 137 to 3439 and encodes 1100 amino acids.